This is a messenger RNA of Cinara cedri, 14603 nucleotides long. Lineage: Eukaryota; Metazoa; Arthropoda; Insecta; Hemiptera; Aphididae. The record is from the annotation of a GenBank genome assembly.
CGCGUGACCGCGGCGUAACGGCGCGCGUCCGGACCGUCGUCACAGCCACACGGAGGUAAUUUCCGCACAGACCGCGAACGUGCCAAACACGAACAAUGCGCGGCCCCCGCGUGCCCCGCGUCGCUCGGCUCGCCGUCGCAGGGAACUGUUUCGCCAACAAGUGCGCGCCCAACGCGGUGCCAACGGCGGCGCGUUCGGGCGACACGCGCCCAAAUUGUCGCGGUCGAAACGGCCGGUAUUUCGGGCGAGAUUUCGGUCUUUCGAAACGGGAUCCUUGAAGACUCUCUCGGGCCGCGGCGGGCACCUCUGCACGCGGCGUUCCGUGUUUCGCGUUUAUUGACGACACUGUCCGACCCGGUGCGGACGCGGAACGUCCGUCGCGCGCUUUUAUUUUCGUUUUGUCGCCGCCCGACGCCGCGCAGUGAUUAAUUGCCGACGGCGGCGGCGGCGGCGGCGUUUCGAGUGUAGAACACCAACCGACGGUAAUAAUUUAUUACGGUAGCUUACACUUUCAACGCGUGUUCGUCCGAGGAGAUUGAUAAUUACUAUCCGCGAUACUAAUUAUAUUAAAAUAUUAACAAUAAUCGGACUCGCGAUCGCGUGCCGUCUGUACUUAUGCACGUUUUAUGUGCACGUUAAUAUUGCAUUUUUCAAUCGUUAAUCCGAAAUCGUUCGCAAUUCAAAUCCGUACAAUAGCGUUACAAUAUAAUCAUCAUUAUUGUUAUCACCGUAAUCUUUUAUACGGCCGCCGUGAAUAACAAUAAUUAUUCCGCGGCCGUUUCACAAUACAUUGACUACGCGUCCUGUUGUACGGUACGUUGUUGUUGUUUUCCUCAGCUGCAGACACGUUUUCUUAUACCGACGGCAAUAAUUUCGAUAAUUCGUUUUCGUGUUAUUUCGCACAGACUCUUAAUUUAUAUUUAUUUUUUUUUUUUCUGUGUGUGACCUCGUGAACAUAGUUUUUCGUUGAGAUUUUUUUUUUUUUUUUUAUACUCGCCAUUCGUCGCUUAUACGUAUGCAUAAUAUUUAUAGGAUGACGCGACUGCAAUGUUACAACGUACUAUGUCUGUGAUCGUACGUUUGGAUUUCACAGCGGAGUCCGAACCGUUAUAGAACACCGCGAAAAUAAUAUUUUAUGAUAUUGUAUCGAACAAAUUAUGGACAACCCGAGAUUUGUGCACGAAAACGGCGAACGUGAUCAGCCGCAGCGAAACAAUCGACAAUUAAACCGCGACACGAGAAACAAUGACGUCACACGUGAGUGUUCAUCUGCCGCUACUCGCUGUAUAAUAUUAUGAUAUCGUCACGAUGAUUAUCGUUAGAAUAGAACGACGCGUUAUUAAUAUCGAGACGGAACAAUUCAUAAAUUCGGUGAUUAAUUACCCGGACGUUUCACCGUGCGGUAUACCGAGCGAUCAAGAAUCACCGGACAAGACGCCCGUUGUACCGAAAAGCUUCAUGAAUUUUCGAAAUUUGAUUUUUCGGGACGUUUAAGAAACAAGGAAAUUACCGUGAUUUUUUUUCCCGUCCAAUUUCAGUGGGAGGGGGUAGGGAAACCGUUACUGUUCGUUGUUGGUUUUCAAAUAGCGACCCGCAGACAUUGAAAAUACCGUAUAAAGACGGGGUGUUUGUUACGUUUCGAUAAUGGAACUUUUGAUUUCCGUCAACCCGAUGACGAGGUAUUUCACUUUUGAGUUCGGUAGUAGAUGGAGCGUCAUUUUGUGUGGUUUGUGCGACGUUUGAAUAGUGCACUCAAUUAUUACUCUCCCCAUACUCGAUUUUAAAAGUGGAAUAUACCGUCAACGGAUUAACGGAAAUUAAGCAUUUCAACACUGACGCGUGUUUAAACGUAUACUCCGUCUAGUUAUAGAAUUUUUAAUAUGCCGUUUUAAGAUCAAAAGCAGGUAGAUAUGCAGUAGUCGUUUUAUCACCAAAAAUCACGGUGACGAAAAGCAAUAAAAACGUGACGUUCUAAAGCUGCUUGUUUCUUAAAUUUUCUGAAAAAAGUAAAUACUUUCCGAGAUAAUGAGCGUUUGUCGAGGAUCAAUCACUCUGUAGUGCAAUAGACUAUAAUAUUACCGGGCGUCUUUUUAAAAAAUUGUUUCUAUUGCACGGACCAAAUUUAAAACAAAAACAUAUUUUACCGCCGAUAGUGAGGUGAGGAAACGAUGAGGAAAUACGGACACGUGACAUUGGGGAAUAUAUUAUUAUCGUAUAAAGUGGGAUGACAAACAAAUAUAUUAUGUAUAAUAAUAUAAUACGACAGAUAUACGAUAAUAGUAUUGUCAUUGUAAUUAUCUAUGGCCCGAUCUGCACUAUAUAAUAUCAAAGUUUGGUUUCUCCCCCCGUUAAUUUCGAAAAGUCAAUUUUCUUUUUUCUUUACCCGAUCCCAUUUCAACGCAGAAUCGAUAUUGAUAAUUGUUAAUUACUAAUAUACGCGUGAUCAAUACUAAGUAGGGACGAAUGUAGGAAAUUAUUUCGCAGAGGGUUACAAAAAAGAUAUGUCACAAUUGACCUUCGUAUUGGUAUAAAUCAAUCUAUUAUUCAAAAUUUAAAUAACAAAUUAAUGAUCAGUUUAUAUUUCGGAGAGGGUUUGAACCCUCAAACUCUCCCUACCCUAUACAAAUUAUAGUCACUGGCGCAUAUAACAGUUAUUAGUUCUUUGAGACCGUCAAAAUUCAUAGUACCAUACUCUAUUUCUUUAUGUGUCUAAACGUAUACGUUACAUUGGAAUACGUAUAUUAAAUAAAAAUCGCAAUUAUAUGGAGUUAUUAAUACAGACAUUUUUCGAAUUUCAGUGACGGUCAACGACGCGGAAUCGACGAAAUUCGGUCCUAACCGGACGUCCACGGCAUUCGAACGGUGCGUUAAAGGCGCCCACGUGACAGGCUUACCUAAAUGGGCUAAAAGAAAACUGUUCAUACUACAAUGGAUUCCCUCGUACUCGGGACAAGACUAUAUAGGCGAUCUCAUGGCCGGUCUGACGAUCGGCUUAACCGUGAUACCUCAAUCUAUGGCUUUGGCCAGCAUAGCCGGUGUGCCAGCGCAGGUACGCUGCAACAUAAUAUAAUUAAUACGUAUAUCAUGAGUAAACUAAGAGUAAUUUUGUAAACUUGUGUAAGGAAGUACGGGGAAAGAACACGUUAUGAAAUGAUGAUUAAAUGCAAUUGAGAGUGAUACGAUUAGGACUGCUGAACUGGCGAGAUCGGCUCCAGAGUGUAGAGACUUGAUUGAAGAGGGCCAAGUGUAUACAAUAUUCGAUAGUAUAUAGAAUAGUUUUUGUGUGAUUUUUAACAGUAUAGAAUUUUUUAGAAAAAUGCGAGCCUUGGGGAGAAGGAGCACGACUCUAGGGGCCCCUGUAUGCUGGAUCGACGUUAGAGACCAUCGUGAUGGCUGGUGGAAUUUAUAGGAUCAAUACGACCGAGCCUAAUAAAUAGUUGUAAAAAGAGGCGCAUGAAAAGAUAUUAUUAUAUAUACAUUCUAUUGAAUUCUUUAAAUUUAAGUAUAUCGUAUUUCCAAUUAAGUUUCGUUAUUUCUUUUUUUUUUGGAAAUCAAGUACGGUCUAUACAGCUCCUUUGUUGGCACGUUCAUAUACUUACUUUUUGGCACUAGUAAAGUGGUGCCGAUGGGGCCGACCGCCAUCGUGGCUCUUUUGGUGAACAACUCAAUCGGAAACCGAGGACCGGUGUACGCGACUCUCCUGUGUUUCCUGACCGGCGUUAUUCAGACACUAAUGAGCUUUGCCGGCCUGGGAAUCAUCGUAAACUUCAUAUCGGUGCCCGUGUGCUCGGGAUUCACAUCAGCCGCGGCAAUUCUGGUCAUCGUGUCACAGGUAAAAGACCUAUUCGGCGUCAAAGGAGGCGGCGGAAAUUUGCUUAUGAUGAGCAGAGCCGUUUUGGAUAACAUCGGCCAAAUCGGCGUCGGAGACACAAUCAUGGGAUUCACGUGCAUAGCGGUCGUGAUGGGUUUGAAAGUAGGCCACUGAAAUUGAUAUAGUUAAAUACGAUUUUGUCCACCUGUUUUUCAACAGAAAAAUAAUAUAACACAUAAGUUAUUGGACACCGCCGCAUUUAAUUUCGCUCUAACACUUUUCUUCGCUGUGGACUUUAGAUCCAUUGGAAAUUUCAUUUGAUAAUUAUAUUCAAAAUCAAUAAAACUUUUUCUCGUGCGAUAACUGUGCAUAUAUAUUAUACUCUAAGCUUAUAUUUUAUAUAGGUUCUUUUAAUCUUUAUUAUGAGGAUUAAUGCAUUCGUUACCGUAAAUUAAAUAAUAUUUUAAUUACUGAAGCAAAUAUUUAUUUAUAUUAUUAUGACGUAUUCAAAGCACGCGAGCGACAUCUUUAUACGUCUAAGGCAAUUAUGUACUAUAUAACACUGUUUCUAAAGAUUUAGAUUUUAUUGAGUAAACGUGAAUAUCAUAAUAAUUUGUACUAUUCUAUCUAUUUGUUUACCUAGUUAUUAUACGAAUGUCGUCAAUGAAAUUCUGUGGUAAAAAAAAAAAAAAAAAAAUAUUAAUCAUAAAUACGAAAACAUUAUCGAUAAACUAUUUUUUUUUCUACAACGAUAGUUGAAAAAUACAGAUAUUGAAAGAUUAGGUUAAGUUAAAUUUUCAACUCUACAUUAUUACGUACAAACCAAAACUUAAGAAAUUGUAUCUCUUUACCUUUGUCAAUUUAAAAGUUGCCCCCCCCCCUUAGAACUGAGAUAUAUUCAUCACUGCUCAAUGACCAUACAAUCUUAAUAGACAACCGUCUUAUUCUAAUCUCCUGGUAAAUAUAUAAAAUGUUCGAUGUUUUCCUAGUAUAUUGAUACGAAAAGCACAAGGUAUUUUAAAAAGUGAACUUCAUAAACUCUAUUUUUCAAUAAUAUUUAUAAAGUUUUUUUUUUUAAUAUUAUUAUUAUUUUAGAUGUUUGGCAAUACACGCGUUGGCCCUAAAGAAUAUGAAUUACAGACUCAAUGGCACAAGAAUAUUAACAAAAUCAUUUGGGCUAUCGGCGCGUUCAGAAACUCAUUCGUAGUGAUUUCUUGUAGUAUUAUCUGCUAUUGGUGUGUAAAUCAAUCAAAUCACGAUAUCGCGUCUGACAGGCCACCGCCGAUCCCGUUUAAAGUCAUCGGUAUGCAUAAAAUAAUUAAAGAUAAUAAUCAGUGUCGUAUAAAGAUACAUUUAAUAAUAUCUAGAUAAAGAUGCGAGAUAAUCGUUAGAAUAUUUUUUUAAAUAAAAACAGCGGAUAUAUAUGAAUAGAUAUCUAUCUAAAUGCAGAUAAAAAUUAGAAACGCUAGUUAUAAAACUUCUCAUUCACACUCAGUAGUCCUGGAUUAAGACAUAUGGCGCCCAUAGGCUGUGAACAAAUAAGUGCCUUUUUUCAUAUCAUAAGAUAGGUACUAUUUAUUAGUUUUCAGUGCCGACUAUACACUCACGAAAUUUUGCAAAGUUUUGCUCUCAUAAAUGUGUAAAUACGAAAUAAAUAGUUAAUUAUCCUUUUUUGCUCAUUAACUGCAGUUUAUAAUGUUUUAGCCAUUUUCCUUGUUUACAUUUAAAUUUUUUAGAUACGUAUAUAUUAAAUUUAUAAAUGUAUACAGUGAGUGUAAAAAGUAUUCGUACACCCUACUUUUUUAAAUAAAUAUACAUUUUUCUUCAUGAUAUUUUAUUUUUAUCGAUAAAUUAAUACAUACAUAUUAUUUAUUGACGAUUUUUAAUUAUAUUAAAAAAAAAAAAAAAACCAUGACAAAUGUUAUAUUAAUAAUAAUAUUCAAUAACAAACAAAACAAUACAUAUAAAAUAGGAACAAUAAAUAUUCGUACACUUCUAUUUUAGUUACAGAAUCACCUGUUUACUCNUAAUAAUGUUAUUAGAAAACGAUAAGAUAUACAAAAUGUCACAUUAAAAGUUUGUUCCCGACCACGUUACAAGAUUAUACCAAUUCAGUUAGCUUCGAAAUAUUAUUGGAAUAUCAUCUAUUACAAAAUGAGUCGAAAAAAAUGCGAGACAAAUAAAACUGAACGUGAACUAAUUCUGCGGUUGCAUAAUCAAUGCCAAUCAUUACGUCAAAUAUCAAAAGUUGUCAACAGAGCUCAUAACACUGUGAAAGACGUGAUAGAUUGAUACAGUGAGCGGAAAAGUCACGAAAAUAAGCAACGAUCUGGUCGUCCAAAAAAACUUUCUGACCAUGAUAAAUGUAUAGUUUAACGAAAAGUAAAAUUGAAUCCAAAAAUAAGCGCUCCUAAAAUAGCACAAGAUCUUGCGAAUUUUUCAGGAGUACGUGUUUGUGUAACUACAAUUAGAAAUUGUUUAAAAAAUAGUGAUUACCAUGGACGAGUAGNCUGCGGUUGCAUAAUCAAUGCCAAUCAUUACGUCAAAUAUUAAAGAUUGUCAACAGAGCUCAUAGUACUGUGAAAGACGUGAUAGAUCGAUACAGUGAGCGGGAAAGUCACGAAAAUAAGCAACGAUCUGAUCGUCCAAAAAAACUUUCUGACCAUGAUAAACAUAUAGUUUAACGAAAAGUCAAAUUGAAUCAAAAAAUAAGCGCUCCUAAAAUAACACAAGAUCUUGCGAAUUUUUUUGGAGUACGUGUUUGUAUAAGAACAAUUAGAAAUUGCUUAACAAAUAGUGAUUACUAUGGACGAGUAGCUCGUCGAAAAUAUUUGUAAAUAAAAAAAUAGACAAAAGAGAUUUGCUUUUGCAAGAGAUAACUUUCAUCAAUCUGAUAACUUUUGUAACAAAGUUAUAUUUACAGACGAAAGUAAAUUUAAUAUUUUUAGCUCUGAUGGAAGACGUUUUGUUUGGAGAAAAGCGAAUACAGAAAUGGAACCAAAGAAUUUACAGCCUACAGUGAAAUACGGAGGAGGUUCUGUAAUGAUUUGGGGAUGUAUGAGUGCUCAGGGUGUUGGAAAUUUGCACUUUAUUGAUGGAAUUAUGAACCAAUAUAUUUAUUUAAAUAUUUUGAAGACAAAUAUUGCAGCUAGUGCCGAAAAAUGGGCAUCAAAGAUGAUUUCAUAUUUAUACAGGACAAUGAUCCCAAGCAUACUGCAAAACAAGUUAAGGCUUGAUUGUCGAACAAUGUAACUGAAUAUCUUGUGACGCCACCACAGUCUCCAGACAUUAAUCCUAAUGAGAAUUUGUGGGACAGAAAAAUUCGAGAUCACAAUAUUUCAAUUAAGGAAACUCUAAAAAAAGCUCUAGAAGAAGAAUGGAAUAGCAGAAACAACACGUCAUCUGGUUGAUUCAAUGUCUAAGAGGUUGGAGGCUAUAAUAAGGUCCAAAGGCUACCCUAAAAAGUACUAAAUAGGGCUAUACAAUAAUUUAAAGGCAUGUUUUUUGAUACAACUCUUUAUUAUUAUNAUUAUUAUUUUUUUUUUUUUUUACUAUUAUAUAUUUAUUGUUUUGUUUGUUAUUGAAUAUUAUUAUUAAUAUAACUGUUGUCAUGGUUUUUUUUUUAAAAUUUAAUUAAAAAUCGUAAAAGAAUAAUAUGCAUGUAUUAUUCAUCGAGAAAAAUAAAAUAUCAUGAAGAAAAAUGAAUAUUUAUUUAAAAAUGUAGGGUGUACGAAUACUUUUUACACUUACUGUAUACAUAAAAACAUAUUUUAGCAACAAUAUCUUUUUUUUAGUUUUAAGUAGAUACUGAUACUGACAGUUUAUUCAUUUUAAAUAAUUUUGCCUAGCUUUUUGUUGAGCAAAUUUGUUUAUUGUUUCUCUAAAACAUUACUUUAAAAUCAGUUAAGAUUCAAUAGUAAAAAGUGAAAGGGCCUUUAAUCUAUCUUUUUUCAUAGAUGAUCUCAUAAAACAUUUUACUUUUUUCAGGACUGAAAAUUCCCUGUAGUUUAAACAGAGGGUAAACCUGUUUUACCUAAACACCAUAUUAUGUCAACAAUUUGAACAUAACUUAAGCAUAAUAUUUGAUUUUAUAUUUCCAUGAAAAAAAAAUUUUCACCGUCAGCCCUCCUUCUCCCCCCUUGAUUUAGGCUCUAGCCUACACGGCUCACGUCUUAAUCCGGGCUUGACACCCAGUCUUCACAUUUUUCUCAAUCUGUUGCUCUUUCUUUCCAAUUUAACACAACGCCAAGUGAUUCCACAUCCUUUUUUAUGAAACCUUUCCAUCUUGUUUUCGAUUUUCUCAGCAGUCUUUUUCCGCGCUGAUUUUGUUCCACAACUAGCUGUUCUUGUUUGUUCGCUUGGACUCUUUUAAAAAUGUCCCGAUCAUUGAAGUCUUCGCUUUCUCAUUACAUUACAUUAUUCCGUUAUAUUUGUACUCUAAAAUAAAAGUCUCUAUCUCUAAAUUUUGCAUCCAUUUCAAUUUUCAACAGGUAUUAUUCUUUAUUGGCUCGAAGAAUUUUCUUUUUAAUAAGUACCAAAAACUUUAUCUCGUCUAAUUUUCUUAGUGGCCACGUUUCCGCUCCGUGCAGGAUAUUGUUUUUUUAUUACGCAGUACUAUAUUAACACGCAGAGCUGUAUGUGAGAAACGUUACAAACAAUAGGUUUAUAUCAUUCUUUAAACGAUUACGGGGAAAACAAUAAAAACCGUAUAAUUAAACCAGCCAGUGAAUGAAUAAAAUUUAACAAUACUUUAAUGCGAUUAUCGUAUUCGAAAGUAAAUAGACAAUAAAUUAUGAACAUGACACGUUAUCGCCAUAAUAACUAGAACACAAUAUUGUUAUCUCGAUUGUUAAGGUGCGUUUAUUGAGUUUUAUUUGUACAAAUACCGAACUUGAUAAUAAUCAAUACUAUAUACCUAUUAAUAUUUGCCACGAGACGAAAAACACGCACGCAAAACGUGAAGAUUUUAUAAAAUACACAAAAUAUUCGCACACUUACUAAGUGAUAUGGCAAACCCAACAUUUUUGAGAAAAAAAUAUUUUGGUGAACCAUUAACCUCACCGUAACAGUUGACCGGAAAGAUCAUAAACGCAAAUAAAAUAAAAUUUGAAGUUUAUCCCCUUAUUGAAUCUAUAUACCUAUGUAUCUCAUCUUGUAAAAUUGUUCUAUUCUAUAUAAUAGACUAAUAUAUUAUGGAUUACAAUUAAAUUAGAUUAAGAUCUCAUGGACCCUCACACGAGUAUGUUCAAUGGGGCCCAUUAUCUUUUUAAAAGAAUGAAAAUAAAUAAAAAUAAGAAAAAUAUGUUAAAUGUUCACGUCCUACUGUUUCAGUUAAAAAUAAUAAUCUCAGCAUGGAUUGUUUUAGUUUGAUAUUUUAUUUUUAUAAAACAAAUAUUAAUUUGAUUAGUCAUAUAAAUAUAAUAACAAUAAUAAUAAUAACAAUAUAUAAUUUAUAUAUUAAAAGUUGAAUUUUUCAAGGCAAAAUACCAAACGGAUUGCCGCAAUUUGAUUGGCCAAAGUUCAAUGACAAAGAUGAUAAUUUUUUGGAUAUGAUUGUCUUUAUGGGAACCGGCAUCAUUGUGACACCACUUAUAUCGAUACUCGAAAAUAUCUCUCUCUGCAGAACGUUUGGUAAGUUUAUCUUUAUUUUAAUACCAUAAAAUAUGUCGGUAAAAAGCAAAUGGAAAUAAUAUAAUAUGUACCGGUGUAAGAGAGAAAAUCCUUUGAUGACGGGUUUAUCAAAAAUAUUUUAAUUUAAAGACUGAUAUUUCUGAUGGGUGAUUAGGAGGGAAAUUGAAAAGGUGGAUAUAUUUUAAUUUAAGUAUCUGUACGCAGCCAUAACGAAAAACAGUUCUGAGCAGAUUAUUAUUAUUCGUAUUUUUUCUCUUGUUAUGAAAGUAAUUCAAAUUUCAACCAAAAAUUACUAGUUUUUCUCAUUUAUUAAGAAAACUAAACGGAAAAUCUCCGAAAAAUUGUCCAAAAAUGUUUCUAUACAAUUUUUGAUUGGUGUAAAAUUUCUGGUAGAUUAAUUGUUUAUGGACACAUAACAAACACUCCAUCGUAAAACUAAUAUAUUCCUUACUUCGCUUACUACUUCCCUACUACUACUUAAAUUUUAACAAUUACACCUGUACAUCCAUUUCAAAAAAUUAUCGAGCAAAACAAUGGAUUUUAAAAAUUAGUUCACACUAUUUAGAUAUUUGUAUUAACGACCACAACAAUAUUGACCGUAAGUAAUUUACAAUAUUAUAAUAUAUAAUAUACCUUUAUAUUAUUCUUGUAAAAAUGGUAUAAAUUAAGAACUAAUGAACGCGUAACAAAACUGCGCUGACAAUCGUAUAUAUUAGAGUACCUGCAGUUACAAUUAUUGUUGUUAACGUUAUGUUUUAAUAAAGACAGCAGUAUAGGUCACUUAAUUCCUAUACAUCAUUGUGUUAUUUAAAAAAAAACGAAAUUAUUAACGUGAAACAUUAUUAAAUUUCGGCAAAACGAAUUAUAAGUUUGAGUGAAUAUUUUAAACAAACCAUUCGAGGACUUUUAAACAACCAGCCCCCUUCUCCCCAUUUUCCAGGCUAGUAAUUUUGGAGAACUGAAUUUUUUUAAGAGUGUUAAGGUUACCAAAAUGAAUCAGUAUUCAAAAUUGUGUAUGUCUUUGUGGAGUAUAGUUUCAAAAUAUUUUCAACCGAACUUCGCUCAGAAUCGUUUUUCGUUUAAUUUAUCGUUGCAUACAGAUAUAAACUAAAUUACUUUGUAUAUCCUACCUUUCCAACUCAACCAUUGACAGUAUCGGCUCUUUUUAUCUAUUUUUGUUUUUUUCUAUUAUUUGUGGUUUUAAUUUUUGAUUUUGAACAACUUUACAUUUUGUGUUGCAUUUUAAAUAUUUUUUAACCCAGAUUUGGUUUUUUAAUUUCAGCGGAGGGCAAGCCGGUGGACACGAACCAAGAGCUGUUGGCGAUCGGUUUAGCGAACGUUGGCACGUCGCUCUUCCAUGGUUUUGCCGGGUCCGGAGCGAUCGCACGCGGCGCGCUGAAUUAUUCAAGCGGAGUCCGAACACCCCUCGGGGGCCUGUACACGGGUAGGUGCUGACAUUUUAACCGCGGUAUAUUAUGGCGUGACCAUAAAGUAUACCGCUACAGUUCAUAUUUAUAAUAUGUAUCGUACAAACGACAUUAAAAUUAUUAUAAUUGUCUCCGUGCGGAAUUCUAAUGCGGAAUUUUAAGUUUAGGACUUACCGUUAUGAUCGCAUUGUUGUUUUUAACGCCGUAUUUCUAUUACAUCCCCAAGACGUCGCUGGCCGCCGUCAUAAUCAGCGCCUCGUUUAUGAUGGUCGACUACAAAAUGUGCGAAUACAUUUACAAAUCGAAAAGUACGUGGAACUACCGCGACAGUGGACUUCUCCGUUGAGAAGUUUUAUACUUAUUUUAUGCCACGGCAAAAUAUAGUAAACAUUUUUUCUUAGUUUCAGUUCGUCAUUUGCCUAUAAUAAUAAUAUAAUAGUUCAAGGUGGUUAACGAAAUUCAAGCAAUAUCACAAUCACAAUUUAAAUUUAUUUUCGUUAUAGUAUUUUAUAUUUUUUUUUUUUUUUUUAUUAAAUGUAGGAUUAAUUGUUAUAAAAGGGCGGCCAAAUCACAAAAAUACACAUCUAAAUUAAAAAUAUUGGCAUUAAAAUAGAAAAUUUGAAAAUAACGGAAACGUAAAAUUUUAGAGCCGCUUGUUUCUUAAAUUGUCAAAAAGUAACAAGAAUAGAACAGUUUCGUAAAAAAAGUAAACACUUUCUGAGAUAUAACAACGGAUAUAUCUUCGUAGGACGUCCGGUACACAAAAUUGUAUUUUGCAUCUUUUAAAAUAAGCAAAUGGUGAAUUUGUAUUAUGUUAUAUCAAAACGUUUAACUAUUGCCUACGACAUAAUAUUAACGAAAAAUAACGAUUCAUGUUCAAUGCGUAUGUACACAGAAAGAGACUUGAUACUCAUAUCGAUCACGUUUAUCGCGUGUCUGUUGUUACCUCUGGAAUACGGUGUGCUGAUCGGUAUCGUCUCCAACGUCGGGUUCAUAUUGCACAGUUCGGCGAAACCCAAAAUAUCCGUCCAAGUGCACAAGGUUCGAAAAUACACUUGUUUUCGUUUGCGAGGUUAGGUUAAGACGUAUUUAUUCCCCGAUUUUCUUUUUCCUUCAAGAACCGCGACGGAAUCGAUUACCUGUUGCUGACCCCGGACAGAUAUUUGAUAUUCCCGUCAAUAGAAUACGUGCGGCACACGAUCACCAAGCACGGAUUCGCUCUCGGAAUCCCGGUCGUAAUCGACGGUUCUAAGAUAUUCGAGGCGGACUACACGACGGCUAACGUACCUAUAAUAUACAUAUUAUAUAAAUUAAAAUAACAAAAAAAAAAAGAACUAAUUAAAAAGCCACGUCACAGUGGCAUUUCUUGUCUCUGACAAAACGCCAGACAAAUAUUAUUAACAAAUGAUAAAUAAUAAAUGUGUUCAAGUAAAACUAAACGGAAAGACCUUUAAAAUCGGUUUCGACUUUUCAAUGUUAAAACACUUAUCGUAUACGAUCUUUUGACGGUGAAAAUUUGGAAACAACCUCGUCGCGCGUUCUCAUGGAAUUUUACAAUAUUUUCUAAACAUCCAAUUGACUAGGUACAACAAAUUAUAUUUAAAUGUUUUUUCUUUUUUUUUUUUCUUAUGGACUUUAAAUUUUAAAAUAAUUUAUGUAUCUAAAAACACCAAUAUCAAUAAAAUCUUCAAAAUGUACACACCGACAUUUUUUAUCCCUAUAUUAAGGGUAAUUUAGUUUGUUUUACGUGAACACAAUUCCGAUAAAUUUCUUCCAUCCAAAAAGACAGUAAAUUCGACUGCGAGACAAUAUUAAGAUUUUAUUACUUUUUUCCAUUCGUGUUUCAGGCAUUCGGCAUGAUGUCAGAAGACUUUACCAGAAAAGGUCAAUUCCUUUAUUUGUACAAUCUAAAGCCCAGCGUGCGAAACGUGUUUAAGGGAAUAAAAAAUUGUAAUAUUUUUUUGUGCGCUAAUAAAGACGAGUUAGAUGAUCAACUAAAAAAACAUUUGUGAGUUAUUUAUAUUAUUAUUACCGACGAAAAGUAUAAUAUUUUUUUUACGAUUUAUCUAUGUAACGAAAACACGAUAUUAAUUAUAUCGGAAUAUGAUGGUUUAUUUUUUUUUGUUUUUUCAGCGACCCAUUACAAAAUCAAGCUCAAUAUCACAACGAAAUAAUUUGGACGACAAAUAUGUGAUUUUUUUUUAUAAAAAGUCGAAUGAUCUUUAAAAAGAAAAAAAACUCUAUACACCUAUUAAUAAUAACUAAUAAAUAUUAUAUGUUAGAACCACAGGGUAUUGUGCAGUAUACGGACGGACGAUUACAUGGUUUAGAUAUAAUAUGUUCCAUAUGUAUAUUUAUACUUACCAUAUAAUAUUAAUAUUAGCAAUCAAGACUUAUAAGUAGAACAGAUAUUUAUGUUAUUACAGAUAUGCAAUAUAAAUAAUUAAAAAUGGCAUUAAAAUAUGCUCCGAAAAAUAAAAAAUGCACAUAAUUCUAAAAUAUCCAAAGUAAAAUUUGAUAUACGAUUUUAUAUACGAGGUAGGUAUAUUAUAUAGAAUCGUGAAACACAUAUUGCUAAAAACUAGUUAUUUUUUUUACCAAUCAGUAAAAAUAUAUAAAUGCAUAUAAAUAUUUGCCUUACUUAUAACUUAUAAGCAUUACCUGCUUUGUGAAGUCUAUAGUAUUCUAUAAAAUAUAUGGCCAUGAUUACUGAUUAUUAUAUUAUUUUCCAUUCGAUAAUUAUUUAUAAUAAUUUUAAUAUAAUAGUAUUAAUAUGAAUGCAAUCGAAUUUUAUAAUAUUAAGUAACUACAUUCAAUUUGUAUAAUAAUAUCUUCUUCUUCUUCUUCUUCUCCCCUCAUCUCAACUAUUUAGGGUCGUCCACCCUUAUCCUAAACUCACAUUUGACCCUAUCUCCCAUCUCACAUUCACCGACUGUCCUCAUAUCUUUCUCAAUCGCAAUCCAACCACCAUUUUUUCCGUCUCCCUCUCCGACAUCUUUUCUCCUACCUACAUUUAUUUGCAUAACCAUUCUUACUGCUUCUGAUUCUUUUUUUCUUAUGGCAUGCCUAAAUCCAUCUCUGUCUAUAUUCUCUCAUUUUGUCUACUAUCGAAUCCACGCCUAAACUACCUAUAAUGUAUUCAUUCCUUACCCUAUGUUCUCUUGUCACUCCACUCAUCCAAUUAAGCAUGUUUAUCUCUGUUACACUCAUUCUAUGUUCUAUUUUUCUAUCUACCGCCCCAAACACCGAACCAUACAAUAUAGUCGGUAGCAAUUUGUAAAAUAUAUUUUUUAAAUUAUCGUUACAUUACUGCAGGUACACCUAGGUAAAUAAUGUAGACAAUUUAUAUAUACAUAUAUAUAUAUAUUUAAUGUAAAAAGAUUUGUUAAAAAAAAAAAUGUGUAUUUUUAAGAAAAAAAACCAAAUAUAUACAAUUUUUACUUUAGAAAAAAAUUUAAUUUAAAACUCUUUUAUUAGGUACUCAAAUUAUUUUGUCGAAUACUCUUCCCGAAAAUAAAAACUAUUAUACUGUAUUGUGUCUGAGACAUAUGUUAUAUAUCUUUUUCCCGAUACUUUUAAUUAAUUUUAUAGACUUUUUCUAGAACAAAUGAUUUCGAGAACUAAAGUUGUUAUUGUAAUCGAAUUGAAGUUAUUAAAGUUGGAUAGAAUUUCAAUACGAAUUUAACAUUUCACCAUGUUUUAGCGGAUGGGGUGUGAUUUUUCGCUUUGUACCC